AUGUGCUUGUACUGGGGCUCAAUUAUUUAUAUUCCUCUUGGAGUAUCUUCUUCUAUUUACCAGCUCUAACCAUUUGUGACUCUCAUUGUAGGCUACUUUUGGAUUGGUGAGAAACUUCCUAAGGUUGAAAUAUUUAAUAUGUUAUGCGCUUUUUCAGGAGUUAUGCUUAUAAUAUACUCAGCUAAACUUAACAGUCAUUAUGAAUCAGAGGAUGGUAAUUAAGACAAUAAGGAAGCCAAUACAUUGGUUAAAUAUGAUCUACAUAAAAUGCUGUUGGCUGCAAUUGUCAAUUUUAUUAGUGCAUUCAUUGGAGGGACAAUGUUUGUUGUGCUCAGAAAAUUGAAAAAGACCCAUUUUACUAUUGUUAAUGGGCAUUAUGCUCUUGUUAUAGCAUUUGUAUCGUCUGUGAUAUGGAUAAUUUUCAGAUAUAACAACCAAGAUCCAAUUAAAUACAACUUUGAUUCCUACUAAUAUAUUUUGAUUAUCAUUAUAAGCUUUACUACAGCUUUGGGAAAUAUGGCACCUACAUUAGCUGUAAGGUAUGAUAAGGCAAGUAGAAUCUCAUCUGUUAAUUUCUUAAUGGUGCUUGUAUCAUAUUUGGGAGAUGUUUUCCUAUUUGGUUAUUAAACUCAUCCUCUAGAAGUUAUGGGAGCAAUUAUUAUUAUCAUUUGCUCAGCUAUUACAAUGAUUCUUAAAUAUACAGGAUAUCUCUAAUGA
Messenger RNA from Stylonychia lemnae, 717 nucleotides. The record is from the annotation of a GenBank genome assembly. Lineage: Eukaryota; Ciliophora; Spirotrichea; Sporadotrichida; Oxytrichidae.